AUGACAAGCAACGAUGUCAUUUUUCUUAAUCAUCUUCAUUUUCCUGUUUUUCAUUCUGGUAGAACCAAAACCCUGUAUAAAAUCCCAACUGUUGAAGAUUUUUUCCACAAUGUCUCCAAAUCAACUGACCCCAUCUAUGCUAACAUUGAAGAUUAUCCCUACAUGGCCAAACUCUACAUCAAUUUUGCUGAUGUGCAGUUCCAAUGUGGUGGUACCCUCAUAACCCCAGUGUGGAUCCUAACCGCAGCACAUUGUGUAGCCCCAGAAAAAUCCUCAUCCACCCCUAAACUUAUCCUAGUCUGUAUGGGUUCCUCUUUCCUUCCAUCACACACCGCUUGUGAGAAUAGCCGAACAGUUAGAUUAGUAUCAAGACCUGCAUCAACCGUGGACCUAGCAAUGUUACGUCUGACCAAACCUUUUGACCAUUCCAAAACAAUCCAACCACUUAACUUAAAGAAAUAUGAUUUGGAUAAGUUGGAGAAGACUUGUAAGGUUAUGGGUUGGGGAUGGAUGCAGACUGGGUUCACAUCUCCAAAUCUCCUUCAGACUGAUGUAAAAAGGAUGGAUAAUUGUUUUAAGCAAUUGAUUUGUGUGAUGGCUACUGAUCAUGCGCCGUGUCGCGGGGACUCUGGAGGACCUUUGAUUUGUGAUGGGGUAUUGGUGGGGGUAGCAUCAGUGGGGGAAAAUGCUAAUUGUGAAGGACCUUCAGGGGUCACAAUAUACAUUCCUGUUUGGGAGAAUAUCAAAUUUAUCAGGCAAAGUAUUGCUGACUCCGGAAGUAGGAAAUCACUACACAUUGCUAUGCUUGGUGUUUGUUUAUUGUACGCUGAAAGUGUAUUUCCGCUUGUUGAGUGGCUGCUUUCUCGAUUGUGGGCGUUGUUUAAGCUGAUGUAUUGA
This is a messenger RNA of Dalotia coriaria, 897 nucleotides long. Its product is annotated as kallikrein-1-like. Lineage: Eukaryota; Metazoa; Arthropoda; Insecta; Coleoptera; Staphylinidae. Gene Ontology annotation, molecular function: serine-type endopeptidase activity. The transcript has a single exon. Gene Ontology annotation, biological process: proteolysis. The record is from RefSeq and is a predicted model, not a curated record. The coding region runs from base 1 to 897 and encodes 298 amino acids.